AUGGCUGAUCAGCACCAGAAUCAGAGCCCAACCACCGCCUUUCACCUGCAGUACCGGGCGCUGAACCCCGACGACAAAGAGAUCCGUCUCAUCGAGGUCGAUCCUCUCGACGUGCAAGACUUCAGUCGAGACCCGGAUCACCAGCCCGUGGUGCGCUGCCGUCUGGAGCAUGUCAGUCUCAACGACGGGGCCUGCUUUUACACGGCACUCUCGUACUGCUGGGGGGACCCUCACAUGACGAAGCCCAUCGUCAUCGACGGCCAGGCGGUCCAGGUCACCACGAACCUCGAGUCGGCCUUGAGGCAUCUCGCCGUUGAGCGAUGGAGCGACGCCGACCUGGGACGGUCCCUCUGGGUCGACGCCAUCUGCAUCGACCAGCGGAACGAGGCCGAGCGGGCGCAGCAGGUCGCCCUGAUGAAGGACAUCUUCCGCAACGCGCACCAGACGUUCCUGUGGCUCGGCCCGGCGACCGCGGACAGCGGCCUCGCCAUGGACUCGCUGCGCAGGAUGAGCCGGUCGACGGCCUCCAUCGGCCAGCACUUCAACACGUGGUCCCGGUUCCCGUUCGCCGACGUCUCGUCCGGAUCCGACCCGCUGCUGGUCUCUAUCCGCGGCAUCCUCGACGCCACCCUGGCCGAGCUGUGCCUCGACGACUUCGCCAGGCUCAAGGCCCUCAGCGCCCUUUUCGACCGGCCGUGGUUCCGCCGCGUCUGGGUCAUCCAGGAGCGGGUGCUGUCCCUCCACUCGGUCGUCUGCUGCGGCCGGGAAUGGAUCGAGUGGGAAUGGUUCCGCCAGGGGUUCUGGCUGCUCUGCGGCGUGAGGGAUAACCUCAACAUCGUCGGCAGCGGCAGCGGCAGGCCCGACAGCGCGGCGCUGGCGGCCUUCCUCACGACGGCCAUGAACAGGGUCAUCCCCGUGUCCUUCACCCGGCCCAACUCGUCCCUGCUCGUGCUCUUCUCGCUGCUGUCCGGCAUGGCGGCCAAGGCCCAGCUGCAGGCCUCUGACCGCCGCGACUACGUGUUUGCCAUCCUGAGCCUGAUCGACCUGAGCCGGAGCCCGCUGAUCGUGGCGGAUUACACCAAGGACUGGGCGGCGGUCCGGAUCGAAGUUGCCAAGGCGUGCCUGAUCUACUACGGUCCAGGUUUCCUAUCCUUUGCUGGUCUAGGUCAAAGUGUACUCACAGAAGGUUUAUCUUCUCUCGGGGGGCAGAACGUGCCGUCUUGGGCGCCGGACUGGUCAUCGGCGAAUCUUCCUCAGCCCCUGAGCAUUCCCUCCAUGUUCGUUGUCCGUGGCCAAAACAGACAACAAGCCUACUCAACGCUGCCUGGACUCGCCCGGAAUCUCCCACUAGCGUUUUCCGCCGACAGCCGACUGUCGCUGGACGCGUUCCACCUGGACGACGUCGCGAGACUCGGGAACCUGUUCCCCGAGGCGGACGACUUCGCAGACGACACGGCGCGCGUCACCGCUCUCUAUCUCUGGCUCCAGGACCUCGAGGCCACGCUGCUGCCGCGCGCCAACCAGGUCUAUCGGGAUGCGGAGGCGGUGAAGGGCGCCCUUUGGAGGACCCCCGUCGCGGACCGCGCGUUUGCGUACAACUGGGAGACGGAGAGGGCGUCUGACGAGACGUUCUCGGCGUACCGGGCGCUGAGGGCGGGUGACGUCGGCGAGGGCGUCAAGUAUGCCAACAUUGCCAGCGUCAAGCUCCUUCGCAGACGUCCAUUCUUGUGUUCCGCUGGGUUUCUUGGGCUAGGACCCGUCGGGAUGUCUGUUGGUGACUCUGUAUGGGCUGUUCCCGGCGCGGAUGUGCCGAUGGUGUUUCGUCCCGGUGGCGAUGGUAGGUUCUCGGUCGUGGGUGAAGCAUAUGUCCACGGCAUCAUGGAUGGUGAGCUGCUGCAUCUGUUGCCGAUGAUGGAACUCCAAAAGAUCGGCCUGAAUUAA
This is a messenger RNA of Colletotrichum higginsianum IMI 349063, 1941 nucleotides long. RefSeq names its product Ankyrin and HET domain-containing protein. The record is from RefSeq and is a predicted model, not a curated record. Lineage: Eukaryota; Fungi; Ascomycota; Sordariomycetes; Glomerellales; Glomerellaceae. The transcript has a single exon. Bases 1 to 1941 code for a protein of 646 amino acids.